Gopherus flavomarginatus (Mexican gopher tortoise) is the source of this 4287-nucleotide messenger RNA. It is a transcript of the gene GPR174, whose product is annotated as G protein-coupled receptor 174. Bases 799 to 1782 code for a protein of 327 amino acids. The transcript is spliced from 2 exons. The record is from RefSeq and is a predicted model, not a curated record. Gene Ontology annotation, cellular component: membrane. Gene Ontology annotation, biological process: positive regulation of Rho protein signal transduction; phospholipase C-activating G protein-coupled receptor signaling pathway. Gene Ontology annotation, molecular function: G protein-coupled receptor activity. NCBI's taxonomy places the organism in Eukaryota, Metazoa, Chordata, Testudines, Testudinidae.
UACUAGCAUUUCUGAGCUAAGAUCUACUCUGAAAGCUCUCGGCAGUUGCACUUUUGGUUUAUAUAUCAAACAGAGAGUGGAAACUGUUGUGUAUGAUCAGUAAAGUCAGUUUCUGAGUGAGUGUCGUAUCAAAAGCUUUCAAAGUUAAACAGAAACCAGGAGAAACUGCAAAAGCUGCAGGUCUGCAUCUGUUUUGACAUUUGGGGGCUGAGAAAAGUGGCUGUGAAAUACUUCCAGAUGGAUGAUUUUGAGGAUUCUAUUGCACAUGUAUUUAUUACUGAGAGCACCACAUAGUGAAUGCUCCUUAUUCCUACCUGUACCCUGUCUUCAUGCUGAGCUUCAUUUUAUCAGCACCACAAGCAAUUAUAUUCAAGAGGCAUUUGAGAAAGAACGUGACCAGUGUCAUAUGUGACUUACUCACCACAGGACAAAGUUUCUUCCAAAAUCAGAAUAGAUGACAUAGAAACUGAAACCUACGUAAAAGUGAAGCCCAAAGGAAAUGUCAUUUGUAGUUUUUACCUCAGGACAAUCUGGUCAGCAAGAAGCUUUAGAGGAAUAAUGUUAUGCAGCCUUGCAAGCAAUAAUCUUACUUAGAUGAACACAAAGUAAACAAGAUACUGUGAAGAUCAAAAUAAUGCUGUACAAGAAAGCAAGGGGAUGCAAAAGAACAAGACAAGUAAAUGUUAAGUUUGCAGCUUCUCCAGUAUUUUUUAAUUGUUACCUAUCUAGGAAAUUUGACGAUAGCUGGAAAUUCCAUUGGUAACAUAAACUUCUCAUUAGAGUUCACAUCUGUGCUAAAUGAAAAUAAACAUGACGACGGACAGCUCUACCUGUUACAACGAUACCGACGUUAGGCAUUACUACACAAUUACAUACACUUUGAUUCUGGUCCCUGGAUUAAUAGGGAAUGUUUUAGCUCUGUGGGUCUUUUAUGGCUACAUGAAAGAAACUAAAAGGGCUGUGAUAUUUAUGAUCAAUCUAGCCAUUGCUGACUUAGCACAAGUUUUAUCCCUGCCUCUAAGGAUUUUCUACUACUUGUCUGGAACAUGGCACUUCGGAGACGGUCUCUGUAUAUUUUGUUUCUAUCUUAAGUAUGUAAAUAUGUAUGCAAGCAUCUACUUCUUGGUUUGCAUCAGUGUAAGACGAUUUUUGUUUCUUAUGCACCCCUUCAAGUUCAGUGACUGCAAACGUAUAUAUGAUGUGUACAUCAGUAUCGCCGGGUGGAUUGUAGUCUGCAUUGGCUGUUUGCCUUUUCCUCUUCUAAGAUUUAAUUCUAGUGAGAUGAAUAACAGUGAUAGGUGCUUUGCAGAUCUUCCCAUAAAGGACAUUGACCUCUCCAACUCCAUUGUGAUGAUGACCAUAGGUGAGCUGAUUGGAUUUGUAACUCCUCUGCUGAUAAUUCUGUAUUGCUCAUGGAAGACUAUCCUAUCAUUAAAAGAAAAGAACUCCAUUUCCCAUGACUUUGGAGAGAAAAAAAAGGCUUUAAAGAUGAUCCUCACCUGUGCUGUGGUAUUUCUGAUUUGUUUUGCACCUUAUCAUAUCAGUUUUCCUUUAGAUUUCCUUGUUAAAUCAAGACGGAUACACAACCAACAUGCCCGAAAUGUGAUUUCAAUAUUUCAUGCAGUGGCUUUGUGUCUUGCCAGUUUGAAUUCCUGUGUAGACCCAGUCAUAUACUACUUCACUACAGAUGAGUUCAGAAGACGACUUUCAAGACAAGAUUUGCAAGACAGUAUUCAGUUACACAACAGAGGUUAUGUGAAAAAGCAUUCCAGAACUGUGUAGUAAGGUAAAGUGGUGGAAUAUUAAUAUUGCACUUUCUGAAAUGAUUAAAAGGAUGUUCAACAUCAUAGUCAUGUGGCCCAGCAUAUUGGGGAAAAUUCUGAAACCCUUUCUCAGGCAAACAUCUGUUGAUUUCAAUGAGCACUGGACUGAUUAAAAAACACAAAGGACUUGAGGAUUUGACCUUUUCUUGCAAACUUUUUGUGAAUAUUAAAUUUAAACAACAUGUUAUGUAUAUUAUAAAAAAAGAAUUGAUAUAGUACCCAAUCCAGAACUAGCCAAGCCAGAAUAAAAUAGUUUUGUUCAUGUGAAACUGAUGAGUGUGAGGUUGGGAUUUCACUUGUUGAAUGGAUGUAAGGGCCAGGACAUUAAUUCUGCAUUCGGCUAUUGCUGUGUAUAGAACAGGGAGCAUGAAGGAUGUCACCUGCCACUACCCUCCUAUAUCAGCUUUCAGCCACGGGAUACACAAUAUACAUUGUCCCCCUGGUCACAGCCACAACGUGUUCACUUCUAUAACUCUGCAAUGCUUUGCAGAGGCCCUCAGGAGAGAUCUCAUGUAUGUCCACACGCCCUUCUGAGAAAAUUCUCUGCUCCUUUGGCCAACAGUGCAAAAGAAAUGCAUCAUCUGCAUCUUAACUGAGAAGGCUCAGUAUUUGGCUCAUGGUUAGGAGGCCGCUAAUCCCCCAAACUACACCUAGGUUAGACAAGCGUGGUAGGGCCCCCACCAGCAAAAACCAAUUGGCUACAACGCACAAAUAGACCUAGCUGAGGAGAAGCCACACAGUACAGUUUUGGUGGAUUAUGUAAAGAGGAGAAAGUAAUAUGUUGGAGGCAUGGCCUGUGAGGCCCUGUGUAGUGCAAAUUUGGUGCAGAUUAGGUGCAACAGUCUACAUCCAGUACCCAUCUCCAUACCUUUCUGUAAUAUCUGCUACCCUGCCACAUGCUGGUGACUGCUGGACAGAGUUGAGCAUGGCCCAGCAAAGCUCUUUGAUUUGGAUUUUGCUAUGUGGCCUGGAUUUGACCCUAAAAUGAGAAGCAUUUGGCAAGAUAUUCUUUAUUUUUGUGAUGAACACUGGAUUCAGAAACUUCGUCAAAACUUUUAAUUGAGUAAAACUUUCUUCAUGUUGAGCCAAUCCCUGAUGUUGUUGGGCUCUUUAUUCAGACAAUAUUCCCUUUGAUUUAAGAGAAUUUUCACUAAAUAAGGACUUCCAGAUUUGGCCCCUUACUAAAACAGUAAUGAUUAGUUAAUUUGUAUAGAGGGCCAAGAGUCUGCUUAAUGCAAUACUAACCAUAUGGAGAGGAAGAGGAAGUUCUUGCCUCAACAAGUUUAUAAUUUAAAUAUUAAUUAACAUCUACUCAAAAAUAUGAGGCAAUCAUGUUAUAUAUUCCAUCGCCUUGGCUCUAAGAUAUGGUUGGGUUAAUCUAUUAAGAAAAAACUAAGGCCUGACUUGUAAUUUUGCUCUUUCUAUAAUCAAAAGUACUAAAAUGUCCAGAAAGCUUCCCCCCUCCCCGCCCCACUGUCUGUUUCUGGCUCAGAGAUGGAAAUGCCAAAAUAUUACGAGAAAGAUUUCACUGCUAAUUUUGCAGACUUUAGUAAACUUCCAGUAAAAGGCUUCACACUUGAGGAUAUUUAUACCAAACCAAAUGUCAAACAAAUCUUUUAAGGCUCACCCCUUGCUGAAGGUGCGGUGUGAAAUGAUUUCUUACUUACAACUGACUUUUUGUGACUAUAAUAUCUACCUUCUGUGUCGUCAGCCAUAUUGCAGGUGCAUUUUCCAAAAUGUUCAAUGGGAGUCCAGGUUUACGAGCCCACUGUUCAUUUCAUGAUUGAUUUGAGAAGAUGCUCUCUGGAAUUCUAAAAAUGCCAAACUCUAGCCAAGUGAAAACCAAUGAAAGCUUCAUCUCUGACUUCAAAAGGGCUAAGAUAUGGCCAGAAGAGUCUAAACUCUCUGAAUUUUGUUGGUUUACAUUUUGUUAUUAAAAGUAAACUACUUUAAAUGAAAGUGUUAAUUUAAUGCAGAUUAAUGUAACUAGAAGCAAAGAUAUUAUAUAAUAGCCUUGAACAGAUUCUUACAAUGAUGGGUCAACCCUGUUUUUUGUUUUGUUCAAGCAAUUUAUUUAAUACUAAAUAUCAAAACCCUGGGACUGCUGUUUGAACUUAAUCCUGCAUUUCACUGGCGCCCUUCUGUGAAAUUUAUUUUGUAGGAAAAUAUUUUUUUAAAAUGUUAAAAAUACUGUGAAAAUGUAGAGUUUUAAUUUAAUGAAAAUGUAGUUUUGCUAGAUAGGGACAUAAUUUAUAAAAUGUUUACUUUUCUUUGAACUGAUUGAUGUGUAAGGACAUAUGGCUUAGUUUAUACACACACGCAAUAAUCCCUUUGUACAUGCAUAAGCAUGAGUAAAUGUGCCUGUGUUUGUAUUUGUGUGAGUAUAUAAUGCUAGACAGGGUAUUUUAUGGAAAUUGUAACUUGUCAUUAGAAAUGGAUAUGCAUAUUCCUGACUGUAUAUAAU